CUUCCAUUUGGCCACCAUGUUGCCAUGUUUACCGAGUCAACUACGAGUCUUCCAAGUUCCAAUUUUUCUGUGGUUGUGUUCGAAGAUUCUUAUAUCUAUAUAAGUUCAGAUUCUAGCUGUUAGCCUCCCCCAACAUCUACCCUGGGAUGCAAGGAGCAGCCAUGGCGUUCGUCUCGCAGCUGCUGCUCCUCCUGUCGUGCAUUAUCUGCCAUGCUCUCAUCGCCAGUGCAGCGGGUGAGCAGAGCUAUAAGAUUCUCUCGACGAGCUCGCUCAAGCCUCAAGCCGUCUGCUCCGAGCCCAAGGUGAAUCCGUCGUCGUCCACUGGAGCCACGGUGCCGUUGAACCACAGGCAUGGCCCGUGCUCGCCGGCGCCCGCCAAGAAGGAGCCUGCCUUCGAGGAGCUGCUCCGCCGUGACCAGCUCCGAGCCGGCUACGUCCAGCGCAAGUUCUCCACGAACCACCGCGGCGGCGGGCUGCAGCAGUCGGAGGAGCUCAAGGUGCCGACCGAGCUGGGCUCUUCCCUGGACACGCUGGAGUACGUCAUAACCGUCGGCGUCGGCUCGCCGGCGGUGCAGCAGACCAUGACCAUGGACACCGGGAGCGACGUGUCGUGGGUGCACUGCAACUCCAACUCCACGGCCGGGUCGACGCCCUUCGACCCUGCCAAGUCGAGCACGUACGCCGCGUUCUCGUGCGGCGCCCCGGCGUGCACACAGCUCGGCGCGGAGGCCAACGUCUGCUCCAACUCGCAGUGCCAGUACAUGGUCCGCUACGGCGACGGCUCCAACACAACCGGCACGUACGGCUCCGACACGCUGGCGCUGGGCUCGGACACGGUCAAGGAAUUCCAGUUCGGCUGCAGCCGCGUGGAGGAGGGGUUCGGCGACAAGACCGACGGGCUCAUGGGGCUCGGCGGCGACGCGCAGUCGCUCAUCUCGCAGACCGCGGCGACGUACGGCAGGGCCUUCUCCUACUGCCUCCCGCCUUCCCCCGGCUCCAAGGGGUUCCUGACGCUCGGCGCGCAGACCGGCACGACGGGCUUCGCGACGACGGGGAUGCUCCGAAGCGAGCAGGCCCCGACGUUCUACGGCGUGCUCCUCCAGGGCAUCAAGGUCGGCGGGGAUCAGAUCAGCGUGGCGCCCUCCGUCUUCUCCGCCGGGUCCGUGAUGGACUCCGGGACCAUCAUCACGCGGCUGCCGCCCACGGCGUACACGGCGCUCAAGACGGCGUUCAAGGACGGCAUGAAGCAGUACCCGACGGCGCCGUCCAGGAGCAUCCUGGACACGUGCUUCGACUUCAGCGGCCAGGACAACGUCACCAUACCCACCGUCGCUCUGAUGUUCGACGGCGGCGCGGUCGUCGACCUCGACGCCAACGGGAUCAUAUUCGGCAGCUGCCUCGCGUUCACGGGCACCGACGACGACGAGAGCACCGGCAUCAUCGGCAACGUGCAGCAGAGGACGCUCGAGGUGCUCUACGACGCAGGCCAGAGCGUCUUCGGGUUCAAGUCCAACGCGUGCUAGCUGCUCAUCAGCGCGAGAGCUCAGUGCUCGCGCGCGGGAAGGAAUGGUGGCUAGCUAGGCUGCUCUCAUGUGCUUGUCUUUUUGUUUGUAGUCGCGAGGUAAGGGACACGAAGUGGGCCAAAAUCAUCAUCUAGCAGACUAUUUAAUUUCUCUCUGAUAGCAGCAACUUGAUGCGACACAUGUGUAAUCUUUCAAAUCAAACGAUCAGGAUAAUCUUCUCCUAAAUUUUCAUUCAUAUAAAUAAAUAAAGAAAUUGAUUAAAUGAAGACUAAA
Triticum urartu is the source of this 1796-nucleotide messenger RNA. Its product is annotated as aspartyl protease family protein At5g10770. The record is from RefSeq and is a predicted model, not a curated record. Gene Ontology annotation, biological process: proteolysis. Gene Ontology annotation, molecular function: aspartic-type endopeptidase activity. NCBI's taxonomy places the organism in Eukaryota, Viridiplantae, Streptophyta, Magnoliopsida, Poales, Poaceae.